Stylophora pistillata is the source of this 2844-nucleotide messenger RNA. Its product is annotated as L-rhamnose-binding lectin SML. Gene Ontology annotation, molecular function: carbohydrate binding. The record is from RefSeq and is a predicted model, not a curated record. NCBI's taxonomy places the organism in Eukaryota, Metazoa, Cnidaria, Anthozoa, Scleractinia, Pocilloporidae.
GCCAAGACCAUGUUGUGACAGUGCUUAAAAGGAGGAUUUCACCAGAGGUACUCCUCAGAGGAAAUUAAGUGGUACGGUCAAUUUACCCGCAGUAGCAGCAGCGAUGUAUCGCUACUAUUAUCUUCUAAUUCAAGUAUUCUUUUUGCUUGUUUCCCACGAGCAGUUGUCUUUUCUCGAUAAUGGAAUGCUGUAUCAAGUGAACGCCUUUGAAACCAAACGCACUUGCCAGGACGACCUGAUGCAAUUACAUUGUUCGGCCCCUGAGGUGCUUAAGAUCUAUAGUGCAACCUACCAUCGAACGAAAAGUGACAAUUGCAUAAGGAAAACUGAGUCUUGUGCUCCGGAUGAUAAGACAAGUUUGAUAAGUAAGCAUUGCAAAGGACGCACAGAGUGCAGUAUCACAGUCGGUUUGAGUACCAUGGGAGACAAUUGUCCGAGCAUGUCUGCCCUUAAGUAUCUGAAUGUCAUUUAUGGCUGCGGACCGCCGCAUAAGAUGAGCGCCAUCAAAACCAAAUACACCUGCCAGGGUGACUCGCUGAACAUAAGUUGCUCGGCCUCAGAAGUGCUCAAAAUCUUUAAGGCAACCUACUUGCGAGAGGAAAACAAGAAAAUUUGCACAGGGAGGAGGAUGAGUAAUGUCAACACUGCUGAACAUUGUGCCCCAGAUGAUAAGACAAAUUUGCUAAAAAAGCAUUGUGAAGGACACUCAGAGUGUAAUGUCACAGUAGAUACGAGUACCAUGGGAGACAAGUGCCAGUGGAUGUCAAACCCUAAGGAUCUGAAUGUUAAAUAUGGCUGUGGUAUUGUGGAGGAAUUACCACCCACGACCGAAGCCCCGUUUACGUUCGCGGAAAACAAGUCGACCAUUGUAUUAACAAAACCUUCCUCACCCUCUCCACCCUUCAACUACACUACUCAGCCCCCGCCGACUGCGAUGACCCCGAGAAUGUCCUAUACAACAUAUCCUGGCGACGAUAAUGGAGAAGACGACUCCGCUGGCUAUGGCUUUGUCAUAUUUAAUACUGGAUACAGCAACCAGAUCUCUCAUGUGAUGAUAGUCCUGCUAUUUGGAGUAAAUUUUCAUUUUCAACUUCUGUAAUUAUGAAGUCACCGAGCAACCGCUGAAUUCUACUCAUGGGAAUCUAAGCAAACGACAGACGAGCAGCCUGACGACCAUCAAACGGGGAUAUUAAGUGGUCCAAAAAUUUGGCGUCACUUUAUUGUCUGUUUUGUAAAAUAAUCUUAGCGUAUCGAAUAUUGCAUAUUUCUAAUCAAUCCAAGGUAAUUCUGAUCUUAUGUCUAUGAAAAAGUUGAAUAUCUUCUUCGAAUAGAGGUUAUAAUCGCUUAACCCUUUAUCUGCCAGAAGUCGUGGUCGUAAUCGCUUAACCCUUUAUCUGCCAGAAGUGAUUAACAUGUAACUUCUUCCUAGAAUCAUCCAUACAUCAUGGAUAAUGGUAAUGAGAAUAUUCAAACUCAUCAGUUAGAAAUUGUCACCUUGAUCUAACAACAGAUUUCCAUAACUAAACUACAAGAAAAUGUGUAGCAGCUGGAGUUGAAAAUUAACAAUCAGAUCUCGGGAGUGAAAGGGUUAAAUUCCUUGGGCCCGUUUCUUGAAAGUCGCGGUAACUUAACGGGCCUGAAGCCAUGCUUUAAAAGCAAAGGCUAAUGAAUAGAUAGGCAGAUUCUGCCACCCUAACCAGUUCAUUUCGUUUCUUCACCUGAUACUUUUAUCUUACUGGUAUAUUUCUCAAAACUUUUGAAACCCCUAUCUUGAAUGAAAACAGAGAGGCUUUCCGGGCCCGUUAAAUUAAAUUACCGGAACCUUCGCGAAACGGGCCUCAGAAAGAGUGGAUAACGCCAUUAUUUAUUUAUUUAUUUAUUCAUUUAUUUAUUUAUAACAACUUUAUUGUAAUAAUUAAUACAAAAGGCUGCCAUCAGAGAGGAACUGAAUCCUCAUGUAAGAUGACGCCCAAAAAUAUCUACAAAGCUAUGAAGGAAAUAUAAAUCGGAUAAAAAGUAGUUGUAAGGAAAAAUGUAAAAAAAUAUCACCAAAAUGUAUCUAUCAGAAUGGAGUUAUUAAAAUUAUCUAAUCAUCUAAUUAAAUAUGCGAUCGCAACAAUUUUAUAUUCAUCACACACUAGUUAAAAAGUGUUCUCUUAAGCCCUUUUUAAAUUUUGACAAUGAAUCGGCACAAAUUAGAGAAUCUGGUAACGAGUUCCAUUUAUCUAUAUAUCUGUGCCAGAAAGAGAAGUUUAAGAUAUUAGUUCUUGAAAAAGGUUUCCAAAUCUUCCUACUAUUUCUUGAUCUAGUGCUAGCACGAGAGAACUAUAAAUACUUAUCAAGCUUAACUCUCGAGAAACCAUUAAUAAACUUAAAUAGUUGAAUCAUUGAUAGAUAUUCCCUACGGGACUUAAGUUCCAUUCAGCCAAGGGAUUGCAGACGUUCGGUGUAAUCAAUAGGUCCAGCAAGGAUCCAGCGUGAGACAAUUCUUUGGAUUCUUUCAAGUUUGUCUGACCGGUAGGCUUGAUGUGGAUUCCAAACGGCAUAUGCGUAUUCGAUGAUAGGACGAACCAUUGUUUUUUAUCCACUUAUUAUUGCUUCAGAGCACCUGCCAAAUGUGCGUUUUAGUAGACCCAAGAUCCUGUUAGCUUUAGCAGCUAUCGUAAGGACAUGAUUUUUCCAAGAUAGAUCAGAUGAGAUUGUUACAUGCAGAUGCUUGUGGGUGACUACUUGUUUCAAGGGUAAAGAGUUGAUGGAAAACGAACACUGUCCAUUAACCUUAGAUCUUGUUAUUCUCAUGUACUUACAUUUAGAUUCACACACCUUUAAAGUACACCAGUUGGA